Molecule: messenger RNA, 1588 nt
Organism: Menidia menidia (Atlantic silverside)
Lineage: Eukaryota; Metazoa; Chordata; Actinopteri; Atheriniformes; Atherinopsidae
Source: the annotation of a GenBank genome assembly
UGGAUAUGUUUGUCCUAUAGAGUUGCCGUAUGAUCUGACGUCAUAUUCAAGCGACAAGUAACAAUGGGUCAAAGUCAGAGUGGAGGCCACGGGCCAGGAGGAGGCAAGAAGGAUGAUAAGGAUAAGAAAAAGAAGUACGAGCCUCCCAUUCCCACCAGAGUUGGCAAGAAAAAGAAGAAGACUAAAGGACCUGAUGCGGCCAGCAAACUGCCGCUGGUGACGCCUCACACUCAGUGCCGCCUGAAGCUGCUGAAGCAAGAGCGGAUCAAAGACUACCUGCUGAUGGAGGAGGAAUUCAUCAGGAAUCAGGAGCAAAUGAAGCCCCUAGAGGAAAAACAGGAGGAGGAGAGGUCAAAAGUGGACGACCUGCGGGGAACCCCCAUGUCAGUGGGUACCUUGGAGGAAAUCAUAGACGACAACCAUGCCAUCGUUUCCACCUCAGUGGGAUCGGAGCAUUAUGUCAGCAUCCUGUCCUUCGUGGAUAAAGAUCUGCUGGAGCCUGGCUGCUCCGUCCUGCUUAACCACAAGGUUCAUGCUGUGAUCGGGGUACUGAUGGAUGAUACUGACCCCUUGGUGACAGUGAUGAAGGUAGAAAAGGCCCCCCAAGAAACCUAUGCUGAUAUAGGAGGUCUGGACAAUCAGAUUCAGGAGAUUAAGGAGUCAGUGGAGCUGCCCCUCACACAUCCAGAGUAUUAUGAAGAGAUGGGCAUUAAGCCACCAAAGGGUGUCAUCUUAUACGGCCCACCUGGUACAGGUAAGACGCUGCUUGCCAAGGCCGUGGCCAAUCAGACCUCGGCCACCUUCCUGCGGGUGGUGGGCUCCGAGCUGAUCCAGAAGUACCUCGGAGACGGGCCCAAGCUGGUGCGAGAGCUCUUCAGGGUGGCGGAGGAGCACGCCCCCUCCAUCGUCUUCAUCGACGAGAUCGACGCCAUCGGAACCAAGAGGUACGACUCCAACUCGGGCGGCGAGCGGGAGAUCCAGAGGACCAUGCUGGAGCUGCUCAACCAGCUGGACGGCUUCGACUCCCGGGGAGACGUGAAAGUGAUCAUGGCCACCAAUCGGAUAGAGACGCUGGACCCGGCCCUCAUCAGACCCGGGAGAAUCGACAGGAAGAUUGAGUUUCCCCUGCCGGAUGAGAAAACCAAACGGAGGAUCUUCCAGAUCCACACCAGCCGCAUGACGGUGGCAGACGACGUCACCCUCGACGACCUCAUUUUGGCUAAAGACGACUUAUCGGGAGCAGAUAUUAAGGCCAUCUGCACAGAGGCAGGCCUCAUGGCUCUGAGAGAGCGCCGCAUGAAAGUCACCAACGAAGACUUCAAGAAGUCCAAGGAGAACGUCCUGUACAAGAAGCAGGAGGGCACACCGGAGGGGCUUUACCUCUAACCCUUCAAACACCUCCACCCGUUCCUCAUCCAUCAAAGGCGUGAAAGAGACGAGGCGGCAGCCCAGCCGUCUCAACAAAGAGAGUUUUGAUAUAUUUUGUGCAUGUCAAGCCCGGUCUUUCCCUUCUCUCCCAUGUUAUCGUUAUGUGUUAAGACAGUGAAUAAAAAAAGAAAAAAGAAAAGUCCGCCACAUCUACCUCAUC